Molecule: messenger RNA, 737 nt
Organism: Pyrenophora tritici-repentis Pt-1C-BFP
Lineage: Eukaryota; Fungi; Ascomycota; Dothideomycetes; Pleosporales; Pleosporaceae
Product: N-terminal acetyltransferase C complex catalytic subunit MAK3
Biological process (GO): N-terminal peptidyl-methionine acetylation
Cellular component (GO): NatC complex
Molecular function (GO): protein-N-terminal amino-acid acetyltransferase activity
Source: RefSeq, a predicted model, not a curated record
AUGCCAACCACGCAAUGUCCUCACCAGCACCAGCACCACCUGUCGCACACCAAACGCAAAGUAAACCCAAUUCCAGCGCUUCAAAUGCAUCGCCAACAUACAUCCAAUACGAUGCCUCAAAAGAAGAGCAAUACCUACCCGCCAUCCGGCAACUCAUUUCCAAAGAUCUUUCGGAGCCUUAUAGUAUAUACGUCUACCGGUAUUUCUUGUAUCAAUGGGGUGAUUUGUGCUACAUGGCACUCACUCCCACUAUAACCCCUGCCCUAAUCGGCGUAAUAACAUGUAAACUGGAACCCCACCGUUCGGGAACCUACCGCGGCUACAUCGCCAUGCUUGCAACACAAGAAGAAUACAGGGGACGAGGUAUAGCCACACAGCUAGUCAGACUAGCCAUUGAAGCCAUGACAGCUCGCGACGCAGAUGAGAUAGUGCUGGAGACGGAGGUGUCGAAUACGGCGAGUUUGAAGCUGUAUGAGCGUCUGGGGUUCAUACGGAGUAAGCGGCUGCAUCGGUAUUAUUUGAAUGGCAAUGCGGCGUUUAGGUUGAUCCUCUAUUUGAAGGAGGGGACGGCGUUGAAGAGGCCGGAUAUGCUGGGUGGUGGUGAUGGGCAUGGGGCGGUAGAGAUGCAUCAACAUGAUAUGAGGAGAGUGGAUGAGGCAGACAUGUAUUCAUAAGCUUGGGAAAGAGAGGAACAGAGAGCGUAAGCCAAUCUUUGGCACGAACCGGAUAGUAUUUGU